AUGCUCUCGACCAUAGCACACCGGAACUGGACCGCAAAAUCCUCGGGUGCGUUUGUCGCGUACCCGCUGUCGGCACGGCUGCUAUCCACAUCUACGCCGCCGCCUGGCACGACAAAGCCCGGCGAUGCGAAGCCGCCUAUUCAGAACGCCUCCACGAGCAAGCCCAAGGUCCAGCUUCGGCCAGCACCCGUGAAGCCCGGCAAGCCUUCUGCGGUCCCCGCAGAGCCCGUGGUCGCAUCGACCACGUCGCCAAGUGCGGCAGCUCAAAAGACGGCUUCGGAGGCGACCUCGUCCCCCACACAAGCAGAGUCGGUCAUCGAGGCGACGAAACAUGACUUGGAGGACGCGGCCCAACACGGCAUCCUGGCCCCGCCGCCCGAGGGUGCCUCCUGGGUCGGCAAGCUCUGGCACCAGGCCAAGGAACUCUUCAAAUUCUACUGGCGGGGCAUCAAGAUGAUUUGGACCCGCCGUGCGCGCGUCCGGGAGAUGGAGGAGCGGGUCAAGGCCGGCGGGCCACUGCUGUCGCGGUGGGAGGUGAAGUUCAUCCAGACGAACAGGCGGGACACGUUGAAGUUGGUGCCUUUCCUCCUUCUGGUGAUCAUCAUGGAGGAGAUCAUCCCACUAGUGGUGCUCUAUGCACCUGGUGUCCUCCCAUCCACCUGCCUCCUCCCAUCGCAGAAGGACCGCAUUGACACCAAGCGGCGGGAGAAGCAGAAGAAGUUCGCCUUCAAUAACAGGCAGUUGUAUGAGAAACUUCAGCAACGUUUGUUGGCGAACCCGACCGCUCCUGCACGGUCACUCAUGGACAGCCCGACGCUGAUCGCGCUGAAUGGCAUUCUGGCGCUGCCCACUAUUGGACUUGACGCGCUCCGCUUCCGGAGACUGCACCAACAUCUGAUGGCAAUUGCGGAGGAUGAUGUGCUGCUCAAGCGGGAGUCUCUAGGCCAGUCCCUCAACCAGGAACGGCUCCGGGAAGCGCUCGAGGAGCGGGGAAUCAUCACCGACGGUGUGUCGCCGACGACUUGGCACGCACGGCUGCAAUGGUGGCUGACGAACGCCGAGGGCGGGGACCCCUUCACACAACGCGUGUUGCUCGUCGCGCGCAGCGGCGCAGGCAAGUUCUCAUAA
Rhodofomes roseus is the source of this 1128-nucleotide messenger RNA. RefSeq lists its product as uncharacterized. The record is from RefSeq and is a predicted model, not a curated record. Gene Ontology annotation, molecular function: ribosome binding. Gene Ontology annotation, cellular component: mitochondrial inner membrane. Lineage: Eukaryota; Fungi; Basidiomycota; Agaricomycetes; Polyporales; Fomitopsidaceae. Gene Ontology annotation, biological process: intracellular monoatomic cation homeostasis. The transcript is spliced from 5 exons. Bases 1 to 1128 code for a protein of 375 amino acids.